GGCUUCCUGAGCUCCCAAUUAUCGCCUGCACGGGACCUGCUCUCCCCAGGACACAGCAGCAAGUGACUUGUGGGGCCCCCUGAUGUGUCGCCGGGGCCACCCUUCCCCUGUCCUGGAAUGACACAGGUUGGCGCACUGGACACAAGAAUUUGUCGCACUGCUUCUGAGACCUGGUCUGCAUCGGUGGAUAUGUGUGCUGUCCGCAGACAUUGCUGAGGCUAUCCCUGGCGGCAGGAGCUGCGACCAAGGCUGAGGCCGCCAUGAAAGAGAAGUCCAAGAACGCUGCCCGGACUAGACGGGAGAAGGAGAACAGCGAGUUCUAUGAGCUGGCCAAACUGCUGCCCCUGCCCUCUGCCAUCACCUCCCAGCUGGACAAGGCCUCCAUCAUCCGCCUCACCACCAGCUACCUGAAGAUGAGGGUGGUCUUCCCUGAAGGGCUCGGAGAAGCCUGGGGCCAUACCAGCAGACCUAGUACCUUGGAAAAUGUUGGUCGAGAACUGGGAUCUCACCUAUUACAGACCUUAGAUGGUUUCAUCUUUGUGGUGGCACCUGAUGGGAAAAUCAUGUAUAUCUCUGAGACUGCUUCGGUUCAUCUGGGCUUAUCACAGGUAGAAUUGACUGGAAAUAGCAUCUAUGAGUACAUUCACCCUGCUGAUCACGAUGAGAUGACUGCAGUGCUUACAGCCCACCAACCAUAUCAUUCCCACUUUGUCCAGGAAUAUGAAAUUGAGCGUUCCUUCUUUCUGCGAAUGAAGUGUGUGCUGGCAAAGAGGAAUGCAGGCCUAACAUGUGGAGGUUAUAAGGUCAUCCAUUGCAGUGGAUAUCUCAAGAUCAGGCAGUAUAGUCUGGACAUGUCUCCAUUUGAUGGCUGUUACCAAAAUGUAGGCUUGGUGGCAGUUGGUCAUUCCCUCCCUCCCAGUGCGGUCACUGAAAUCAAACUCCAUAGCAAUAUGUUCAUGUUCAGAGCCAGUCUUGAUAUGAAGCUCAUAUUUCUAGAUUCCAGAGUUGCAGAGUUAACUGGGUAUGAACCUCAAGAUCUUAUCGAGAAGACGUUGUAUCAUCACGUUCAUGGAUGUGACACAUUUCACCUGCGGUGUGCACAUCACUUAUUGCUGGUAAAAGGUCAAGUCACCACUAAGUACUAUCGUUUCUUGGCGAAACAUGGUGGUUGGGUGUGGGUGCAGAGCUAUGCUACAAUUGUCCACAACAGCCGCUCCUCUAGACCCCACUGCAUUGUCAGUGUGAAUUAUGUUCUCACAGAUACCGAAUACAAAGGGCUUCAGCUAUCUUUGGAUCAAGUCACAACAAAACCAACAUUUUCUUAUGCAAAUUCUAAUCCAGUAAUAAAUGAUAAUCGGAAGAGUAAUAAAUCCCGUCUACCUAGCACAAAGUCUAAAUCCAGGACAUCCCCGUAUCCUCAGUAUUCUGGAUUCCACACGGAGAGAUCAGAAUCAGAUCAUGACAGUCAAUGGGGUGGCAGUCCAUUAACAGACACAGCUUCACCACAACUUCUAGACCCAGUAGAAAGGCCAAACUCCCAGCAACAUGAUGCCUCAUGUGCAUAUAGACAGUAUCCUGAUCGAAGUGCUUUGUGUUUUGGAUUUACCCUUGACCAUUCAAGAUUUAGUGAUGAAAGGCAUCAUCAUAGUCAGUCUUGUGAAAGUGGCAGAUGUGAAGCUGGUAGAUACUUUCUAGGAAGUCCACAAGCUGGAAGAGAGAAUUGGUGGGGUUCUCGAUCAACCCUUACUGUGCCCAAGUCAUCUCCUGAAAGCAGAGAUGGAUAUGAAAACUCAGUACCACAUAUAACUUCUGGUCACAGAGUGCAUGGAAGAAAUCAUUGGGAUGAAGACAGUGUUGUCAGUUCUCCUGAUCCUGGUUCUGCAAGUGAAUCAGGGGAUCGUUAUCGUUCUGAGCAAUAUCAAAAUAGUCAUCAUGAACCAAGUAAAAUUGAAACACUAAUCCGUGCAACUCAACAAAUGAUAAAAGAAGAGGAAAAUAGGUUACAGCUACGUAAGUCUAGUCCAGAUCAACUAACUCCUAUCAACGGAGCAGCAAAAAGAAAUUCUAUUUGCUUUGUCAAUUACCAACAAUCCCAGUUAACUGGAGUUGUGUGUCGUGGCCCAGCUGUCUCCAAUACCUCUCCUUGUGACCAUCUACAGCAAAGGGAUGGUAAAAUGUUGAGUCCAAGAGACAAUGAAUAUGAAAACAGCCCUACCACCCUAUCCAGAAUCAGCAGUCCAAAUUCUGAGAGAAUUUCCAAAGCUGGAGUAACUAAGGACUAUUUACAUACAAAUGUGUCUCCUCAACAAACAGUGGACCAUUCCACCUCACCAAACUACUACAAUGCCCACCGUCCUUAUUUUGAUAAACAUGCUUACACAUUUACUGGAUAUGCUCUUGAGCACCUAUAUGAUACAGAAUCUAUCAGAAACUAUUCACUGGGCUGCAGUGGAUCCCAUUUUGAUGUGACUUCUCAUUUACGAAUGCAACAGGACCCAGCACAAGUGCACAAGGGUACAUCAGUAAUAAUCACAAAUGGGAGUUGAUAUUUAAUAUGAUGCAUCUUAUGCUUUGUACCCUUUACAGAGAAAAAAAAAAACCUUUUUCAUGUCAUUAUUGCCAGCAUCUUAUGAAUUACGGCACACUGGAUGUAACAGCAGGGGAGACUAGGCUUGGCUUUUGUAUUUGUAAAAAUUUAUUAUGACAUUUUGGCUGAAAUAAUGAAGCUCAGAGGACUUUUACUUUACAUACCACAUGUCUAUGGUAACCAGUUGUGCAGUCUUGCAAAACAAAAUAUAGGAAUUUCAGUGUUACAGGCUCUGUGAUGUUAAAUACUUUUGCAUUAAAAAAGACAAAAUUAUUUCUGUUAGCCAAUAAAGGUGUCACUGCUAUAAUUUUUUAAUUUUUUAGCGCAAACACAUUUAACAUCACAUAGCUUCUUCCGGCAAACACAGUACUUUUUGCUAUACAGUGUUAUAGGCUAAAACAUUUUGCUAAUUACACUUGCAUGUAAAUAAAUAAAUUUUCAAAAAAAAUAAAAAAAUAAAUAGGUGAAAUAAAAAAUAAAGAAAAAUCCCUGAAACUAUGCAUAUAGGACUUGAAGCAAAAGUUGAAUGUACAACUUUAUGUAUACACAGGCACAAAUGCACACAUUUUUGUAUGUCUGUGAUUGCAAAACCAGAAUUACUUACUUUUCAGCACAGUAAUACAUUUGUUUAACCUGCAUUACAUUUUCUGUCUUCUAGUUACUUGAAGAGCACUUUUCACAUAUACUAUAUACACAUUGCUAGUUUCAACAACUCCUUAAUCACAUCAUAGUAACUCAGUCAGUGCAGUAGAGUUUGUGCCCAGAAUGAAUAUAUAUUAACCGUAUUAUAAGUAAACACAACCAACAUAUGUUUAUUACCUUUUUUUUUUUUUAUAUAUAUCCUGGAUUUCCUAAUUUUAAGAGUACUUGCAUCUCUAAUAUAUCUUAUCAACCAAGCUACUUCUGCUACUCUAAAAAUUCUGCAAAUUUCUUUUGUUUGAAUUACAUUGUUUUCAACAACCACAUUAUCCUGAGUACAUAUAUCACACAGUUGUAUGUAUGGAAUUCAUAUAUUGCAGCAUAACUUUUACAAGAAAUCAUAAAAGAGAGAAAUUAUAUUUGUUUCCAUUAUUGGUAAAUAGGGUUCACCACAUUAACUAGAUUUUAGGUUGUUACUAUAAGUAUUGGAAUAUUUAUCUGGCAUUUUUGGUAUUCAAAUGUUUUAUUUAAUUUCCAUAAGUUCUCCAAAAGGUUGGUUCCAAUUUAUAACUUCAAUUUCUUCUAGCUUGAAAUAUAUUCUAUAAGAUUUUUCAUGAAAACAGUUCAUAUCUUUCACCACAGCAGAUUGAUGGACCUGGCAGUUAUACUUGUAAUAUUAAAGUUUCGUCAAAAAGAAUUGCUUUAGUUUAAGAACAAUCUUAUUGACUAGUUUGGGGAAGUUGACUACAUGAUUUGAACAUCUGCUACAUUAGUUUCCAUUGCAGCAUGUGGACAGAAAAUUUAGGUCAUUCUAGGAUUGCAUAUA
Molecule: messenger RNA, 4052 nt
Organism: Bufo bufo (common toad)
Lineage: Eukaryota; Metazoa; Chordata; Amphibia; Anura; Bufonidae
Gene: SIM1
Product: SIM bHLH transcription factor 1
Exons: 12
Coding region: 261-2546 (761 amino acids)
Biological process (GO): regulation of transcription by RNA polymerase II
Molecular function (GO): RNA polymerase II transcription regulatory region sequence-specific DNA binding; DNA-binding transcription factor activity, RNA polymerase II-specific; protein dimerization activity
Source: RefSeq, a predicted model, not a curated record